Messenger RNA from Taeniopygia guttata (zebra finch), 960 nucleotides. NCBI's taxonomy places the organism in Eukaryota, Metazoa, Chordata, Aves, Passeriformes, Estrildidae. The record is from RefSeq and is a predicted model, not a curated record.
GGGCCCUCCCUCCUCCAAGAGCCUCAACGCCCUCAGCCCUCAGAGCUCUGGCCACAGCCUCUGGAUGAGGACAGGGAUGGAGCACAAGGUGUCCCCCCCUGCCCUCCCCCCUGAGGUGGACACAGCGUUGGCUGCGCGGCGCAGGGCCCUGGUGGCCCUGGUGGCCUUGGCCGAGGCCUUGGGGACACCGGACAGCGUCCCCGCUGCGCUGGCCGAGGCCGAGGCUGCCCUGGGCCAGGCCCAGGAGGCUCAGAGGGGUCUGGAGAGGGCCCAGGAGGCUGCGGUGGCCCCGGCGGUGGCCCUGGGAACCCUGGGGGACGAGGACGAGCAGUGGCUGCGGCAGCUCGGGGCCGUGGCCAAGGCAGCGGCGGCGGCGCUGGAGCGCGAGGAGAGACGGGCACGGCGGUGCCAGCGCUGGCUGCAGGCUGGGCACGGGCUGGCCGUGGGGCUGAUGGUGCUGUGCGGGGCCGUGUUGUCCCUGGACUCGGCCCGCGCCGCCCUGGGGGUGAGCGAGGACAGCCACCUGCUGCUGGCCCUGGCCGCGGUGGCCGUGUCCUGCGAGGUGGCCUGGCGGGGUCUGGGGACAUCACGGCGUCACCUGGCCACCGCCGCGAGCCACCAGCGGGACAUGGCCCUGCGCCUGCGGGACCGUGCCCGGCGGGUGGCAGCCGCCAGGGCCAGCGCCGAGGCCGCUGCGGCCACCAACGAGGCCACUGCAGAUGUGCUGGGGCGGCUGGAGGAGGUGACACAGGCACUGGGGACGUUGGUGACCGCUGUCACCCAGGACAGGGAGGUGACACCUUGGGGGACACAGGGACAGGGCUUCCCCAGAGCUGCCCGGGCACUUGGGGACAUCCUAGUGGGCUUGGGGACAUUGCGUGAGGGGCACGAGGAGGUGACGCUGAGGCUGGAGGCAGCCCAGAGAGCGCUGGUGGGGCAGGGAUAGGGACAGGGUGGGGA